UCAACAUCAUCAAAUGAGAAACAGCGCUGCUGCUUCUGCCGCCGCUCAGCCGUCCGUGCCCGCGUCCUUCGCGGCAAAAAAGUCGCAGAUCCUCGCGCACCUCGACCAACCCGCAGGCGAGUACACAGACAAUUCCCCCAAGGGGACGGUGGACGCGCAGAUCCGCGAUCUGAUCGACGAGAUCAAUCAGUAUGAGGGGCUCGUGACGACGAGCAGUUGCGCGGGCAGGGUCGCUGUGUUUGUCGAGGGCCCGAGAGCGGGCGGGCGAGGUGACGGCGCGAGGAAGCGCGGAGGGGCCGCUCAGGACGGUCAGGGUGGUCAGGAUGGUGAAGAUGCCGCGGAGCCGUGGGAUUUACAGGACAGAGAUGGAGAGCGAGAGCGAGAGGGGGGAACAGAUGGUUUGAGCGUAGGGGCUACCGGCAAGGGAAGAGGAGAGAAGACGACGACCUCGACCUCGACCUCGACGUCGCCUGGUGGCAAAGGUGGAGGGCGCUGGCUCUACGUCUCGCAUGAUCCUAUCCCCAUGCCCGCGUCCGCGUCCACCGCCAGCGCCGGCGUCAAGAAUACGUCCGAAGCAACGAAAUCAGCACAGGCGCCGGAGCAAGAGUACUUUUCCACGCUGUUCCGCCUGGGCGACCCGUCGUCGUCGUCCCUAUCCCCGUCCCCUCUGACACUCUCAUUCCAUCCUCCACCGUCUCGAACCUCGUCGCCACUCACAUUCUCCGCGCCGCAGCCGCCCCAGCUGAUCCACCUGUCCUUCUCGCCACUGAUCCUGCACAUCCACUGCGCGACCCUCCGCCACGCGCGCCCUCUGCUGGCAGCGGCGGUGAACGCCGGCUUCCGGGAGAGCGGGGUGCAGAGUCUUCGGGCGCUGGACGAUGCCGAGCACGGGGUGAUGGUUGCCGUGAGGACGGCGGGGCUGGCCUUUGAGACCCUCGUGGGCGUGGCGCGCACACCACCGCCACCACCACCGGACCCAUCCCCCUCGUCACCCUCCGAUGGUGGUGGUGGUGAGCAGCGCCGGGUGCUGAUUGACACGGGAGAAUCCCACCGCCAAGGUCAAGGCGAGGGAGCAACGCACAGGGUCGUAAGCGAGGAGUACCUCGCCCUGUGCGCCGGGGUGGUCAACGAGCGGUUCGCGUGGAACGACGAGCGCAGGGAACGGUUUCGGCGCGAGCUGAAGAGGGCGAUGGAGCGGGACGGACUGGGGUUUGGGACGGCAGGCAAGGAGGAAGAACCCGAGACGCGAUCACUUGCGUGGGAAGAUAAAGAUGAACGAAGGAGGCGGAAACGAGAGGAGGGGCUCGAGAGGCAGAGGCUCAGAAAGGCAGAUGCGGCGAGGAGCGAGGCGAGGCAAGCAAAUGAGCUGGAGGCGCUGGAUCAGGAUCAGGAUCAGGAUCAGGAUCAGGAUCAGGAUCAGGAUCAGGAUCUCACAGCGCUCGGCUUUGAUUGAUUGAUGCGUAAAUUCUUCAGCUACACAUCUCCUCUGGGCUUCAUCAAAGACACAACCGUACGGCAACUCUAAAGCUUCUGACCUCUGGCAAGGAACGGCCUCCUCUUCGCUUCCCCCCUAAUCAGCACCUCGUCGUCCAUCUUCACGACCGCAAAGGCCGUCAGUCCGGCGUUCGCGAAAUAGCGCUUCAGCUCCUCCUCGCUGAACCCAGCGUGGGCCACUGUGUGCGCGACACCCUGCUUCGCGGGAUCCGGACUCUCCUCCAUGGCGUGCGUGACAAAGUCGAGGAUCAGAAAGACUCCGCCCGGCCGCAGCCGCUCCACCAGCCGUUGCGUGGCAAGCUGGAUGUCUUGGAAAUGGUGGAAGCCGAGGCCCACGGCCACGAGGUCGAAGUUGAAGAAUUCGGGAGCCGAGAGGUGCGGCGGAGACGGGUCC
Molecule: messenger RNA, 1888 nt
Organism: Cladophialophora immunda
Lineage: Eukaryota; Fungi; Ascomycota; Eurotiomycetes; Chaetothyriales; Herpotrichiellaceae
Exons: 1
Coding region: 14-1453 (479 amino acids)
Source: RefSeq, a predicted model, not a curated record